Messenger RNA from Saccostrea cuccullata (small rock oyster), 564 nucleotides. Its product is annotated as perlucin-like protein. The transcript is spliced from 5 exons. Bases 1 to 564 code for a protein of 187 amino acids. Gene Ontology annotation, molecular function: signaling receptor activity. The record is from RefSeq and is a predicted model, not a curated record. Lineage: Eukaryota; Metazoa; Mollusca; Bivalvia; Ostreida; Ostreidae.
AUGCCAUGUCCUCCUUCAGGCUACCGUGUCAAGAAAUUUGAAAGAGUCAUAGAAUUUGAUAAUACUAUCAUCACAAAUUCCCUCUUCAUCAGAGAAGAAAUGUUUGAUCUAGGUCUGAUCUCAUGCGCAAAUAAAUGUCUAGCGUUUGGAGGUUGUGACCCUGGCUGGUGGCAAUAUAAGACUCACUGUUACUUUUUUGGUGAAACCGAGGUGACUUGGAUGGAAGCAAAGUCUGAAUGUGAAGACAGCUGUUCCUAUCUGGUGGAAAUAGAAACUAAAGAGGAAUCUGAUUGGCUGGCCCAGACUUUUCUUUUUAAAGACACGUGUCCUUCAGAUAUAUACCUUAGUUGCCAUGCUUGGACUGGUGGUAAUGAUUUAACAGUAGAAGGUAGAUACCAGUGGAGCCACUCUAACAAGUCUAUUGACUUCACCAACUGGUUUGAGAAUGAACCUUACAAUCCACACGGUGAAGACUGUAUUCAGCUACUCAUGAAUGGCGAAUGGAAUGAUGGAACAUGUUCUGCCAAGACUCAAUAUAUUUAUGAGAAGUCUGAUGGGAGCUAA